UUUUUUAUUUUGUUGGAUGUAACGCAAACAGGGUACCAAAGACUUUUCCGUUAAGCGGCUAUAGAAAGAUGGUUCUUUUUGAAUGGAAAAGUGGCAGAACGGAGAGCUUUUGUAGUUGGUAGGGUAUUCAGCUCUGUUCAGCCCCGCCCUCUCAACAACCCCUGGGCUUUCAUUCAUUCCCGGCCCGGUCACCGCGCGCGUCGCCUGCGGCCAUUUUAAAUCGCUCGCGUAAAAAUAAACAUUCGAAAUUUGAAAUUGAGUUCCGCUUACACGGCAGUUUUCGUGACGGUAGAAGACUAGAGAUGCCGUGAAGACCUAAAUUCUACAUAAAAACGGCUACCUUCAAUAUAUCACAAAAAUAUCUAUUUACAAACAAAGUACCUUCACUGACAAUAAAACGCCAAACUGUUUAAAAAUAGAAUUAUUUUCAUAUUCCAUUUACGAAACUAGAUCUUACCAUUCCAUAUUUGAAAUAACUUUUUAAAAAUGAGCUUUGAUUCGCCAUCGUCUGCCAAAAGGCUAAAUUUGGAACGGGCAAAUAAUUUUAUGAGACAAUUCAGGGAUCCUGAUUCUAGGGAGUUGAAGAAACUGUCCGCGAAUCAAUUCAUGGAAGUGUGGAGUCACUACGAUCGGGACGGUAAUGGCUACAUCGAGGGCACGGAGCUAGACGGGUUCCUGCGGGAGUUCGUGUCCAGCGCCAACUUCACCGACAUCAGUCCCGAUGCGGUGUCGGAUUCUAUGUUGGUGGAGCUGAAAGCAUGUUUCAUGGAGGCCUACGAUGACAACCAAGAUGGAAAAAUCGAUAUACGAGAGUUAGCGCAGCUAUUGCCAAUGGAAGAGAAUUUCCUCCUGCUGUUCCGAUUCGACAACCCGCUAGAAUCCAGCGUCGAAUUUAUGAAAAUAUGGCGAGAAUAUGACACGGACGGCAGCGGGUACAUAGAGGCCGACGAACUGAAGAAUUUCCUCCGAGAUCUUUUGAAAGAAGCGAAGAAGAUCAACGACGUGUCUGAAGAUAAGCUCAUAGAGUACACGGAUACCAUGCUCCAGGUGUUCGAUUCGAAUAAAGACGGCAGGCUACAGCUCUCAGAAAUGGCCAAAUUGCUGCCAGUCAAGGAGAAUUUCCUCUGCAGGCAGGUAUUCAAGGGAGCGACGAAGCUGACUAAGGAUGACAUUGAGCGUGUCUUCUCGCUUUACGACAGGGACAAUAAUGGCUCCAUCGAGAACGAAGAGCUGCGCGGCUUUCUGAAGGAUUUAUUAGAAUUAGUGAAAAAGGAUUACGACGCCCAGGACCUCCUAGAGUUCGAAGAAACCAUCCUCCAAGGCGUAGAAUACAGUAGCGACGGCAAAAUCAGCAGGAAACAGCUAACCAUGAUCCUUCUAGCACUUGCCAAGCACCAUCAAGAAGAAGAAGUCACCACGCCGUAAACUCGCGAGCGCGCGUCCGCCACUCCGUCCCGAUUUCUGAACGAAUUUUCUAGCUGUCACCACAGGUCUGUCCAGACGAGAACAAUUUUUCGCCAAUCUGAUUAAAUUGUCCGAUCAAAUCAGGUGGUGUGGACACAAACGCCAAUUUGGCCACUUUCACCUAUUUUAAAUUUAUGGUGAUAUUUGAGCGCUCUAAUUUCAAAAAAUGCCCCCAAACGCGAAUACUAGCGUCACAAAUUGGUAUUCUUGUGUCCGCACCCCAUUUUAUCAGUAAUAUCGGUCAUAAUCGGCGAGCCAAAUUGGCGUUUGCAUCCGCACCGCCUAUUUGAUCGGACCAUUUAAUCAGAUUGGCGAAAAAUUGUCCCCGUCUAGACACGCCCUUAAAGCGGUCUACAGAUUGUACGAUUUUACUUCGAUUUGCCAUUGCGUAAACUUUUAACAGUGCAUCGGUUAGAAUCACAUACCUAUCUAUUUGUUAGUAAUUCUACAGAUGUAGCGCAUAAUUGUGUCGCUUAACUUCAAACUCGGGUAAAUCCAUUCGACCCACUCAGCAAAUAUCUACCCCAUUAUUUUAAUACCAAAAUCGCAUUAUCUGACAGAUGGAUUUACCAACGCUUGAAGUUAAGCGACUCAAUGAAGAAUAAGAAUAGAAUAGGAAUAAGAAUAAGUUUAUUUCAAAAGAACACAAAACAGAUUAUGUCAGGGGUCUCCGCAUAGGCUACGCCUGUAUCGCGGGGAACCAGUUACAGUUUAUUUAUUCAAUCAAGUUUAAACAAGAGAUCUAAGUUACACAAUCAAGUCCAGUAAUAUCUUAGUUGUUUUCCGUAUUUUACGGAAACGUACGAACGUGUCUUGCUAUUUCAGUCAGUCUCGAUACAAAUAUUACUGAGGUUGACUGAAGUAGCAUGACAAAUACGAACGUUUCCGAGAAAAUACGAUGGAAAACAAUUAUGCACUACAUCUGUUACUGUUAAGUCUCUUGGUUAGAAUCUCGCAUUUGUUAGUUAUUGUACUGAUAAAUCCCUUUUAACUCUUUUCCAAGUUCAUGCUCCUGCGGAACUGCAAGUAGGAUUUGUUGUUGUACUGUAUAUAUUUUCUGUAAAACUUUUUACAGUACAUAUUGUGUUACUUUACCUCCCUAGUGUGGUAUCUAUACGUGCGUAUGUCGAAAGUUUAAAGGGCCAUAUGUACCGUAAAACUUUGUACAAUACACGUGCGAAAAGGUAAUUCGCAACUCAUGUCGAAUUUCCUACAUUUCGGACUUGUAUCGUAAUGUACUGUUGUUUUCAACGUGGUGACCACCUUAUUCAAAGAUUUUUUAUUUAUAGUUCCUUAUUAUACUCUGAUUACUCUGUCGUUGCACACUUCGAGACAUUUGUAUUGAUUUAUAUAUUGAUAAAUUAUAAUUGGUAUUUAAAUGAUUUAUUAAGAAAAUAUAUGGGUCGCUACAAAGUACGUUUACUAGCUCAUUCGAUUCAUUCGCGAUUUUCGCAUUUUUUUGCUACAUGCGAAUUUAAACGCACUAUAAUUAUGUGGUUUAAGGUGUAUUUGGGCCAUUCCGAAAAGUUCAGAAUUUCAAAUAAUUCCAAAAAUGGCCUAAUAUAAUGGAAUUAUGCGUGAUUUUUGCAAUCAACCUACAUUUUGUAAUAUCUGGAAUUACCCGACUGCACAUUAUAGUAUGAAAAUAUGGUCGGGCAACGCACGAUGUGUGAAUUCCUGUGAAUAUUUACCUAUAUCUAGUCAAUAUAGGUACCUGCUUUGUAAUAACAGACAUAUUAUCAUAAGUACCCAUUUUGUACCUUAUCACAGUGACAAUCAAUAUGAAAGUCCCUAGAGACCUCAUACUAUUGUCUCUGUGACAAGGUGCAAAAUGGGUCAUAAAUUAAUACUUUCGACUGUACCCUCAAGGAAAGGGUCAAUAUAAAAGAAUAGAAAUUAGAAAAAUAAACGAGAUUUUAAUAAUGGCAAGCAAUGAACACCUUACGUCUACCAGCCUCUAGGCCUCUACCACAAAAUAAAUAAUAGCAAAGUCUAUUUUUUUUAUUCGGUAGACUAAAAUGACAUUACAUACUAUGAAAUUACAUUUUAUGUUCAUACUAGGAAAUGUCAUUUUAGUCUACCGAAUAAAAAAAAUUGACUUUAGGUACUAGCGUACAGAAAAGAAACUUCCUACAAAACCGAAGUUUGACAGCGGUUCAGGAUCGAAUCAUGUUAAUGGAAAUUUCAGGAAAAUUUCACAGGGAAUAAAGGGAAACAUAAUUUCGGACAUUGAAAAUUUCGAUUUCCAUACAAAAAGCGAGUUUUCGAAAUUUUGCAUGUGGAAAUAUCGCAAUUUUCGCAAUGUACCGACGGUAAGGUGUAAGGUUGAGUACAAAGGAUGUAGGUGGUAUGUUAUGUUGAUGGAUAUUUUGUUAAUUCAGUUAAUUGUGUUUAUCAUGUAAAUGCAACAUUAGGUAAUUUAAUUUGCUUGGUAUUGUGCCAUUUAAAUAUAUUUGCAAAUGUAUACGACAUUACUAAAACAUAGUACGGAAGUACCAUGCCAUAAGGGUAUUCUAUAGUCCGAAGAGAAAUUGUAGAAAAUAAAUGAGGGCGCCACUUCUUACGUAACUGUCACAUUUUUGAUGUAAAAUUCUUAAACAUGGCAACAAUUUAGAAUGGAUUUUUUUUAGUUCGAUUUUAUAUUUCUACUUUUUUAUGUCGCACUAUAACAUCCGCUGUUUUAUUGUUAAUAGUACAUUACAUACCUAGGGAGGUAAAUUCGUAAAUGCUCCAGAUCGCAGGUGUUUGUGGCCCCAACCCAAGGUGAGGCUUUUACAUUUACCGCCCGUGGUUUGUAUAAAGUUUUACGUCUUGCCUUGGCCAGAAAGUGAGAUUUUCUUCCCGUCCCGUGGGAAGAAAAUCCCACUUACGGGCCUAGGGUGACGUAAAAUGUUUUAAAUAAAUUAAAUGUAAUUGGAGAAUGCGUAAGAACGUAUAUUUAGAACGUGUAACCAGGGUUGUUAACUAAAUUAAUUAACUUAUAAAAAGUAGAUUGUGUGAAAAUGAAACGUAUCUAAUUAUUAUUUUACUUUCCAGUAAAACUUUGUGUAGACACAAUUAUCUUUAAUCCGUGAGUAAAUCUCUUAAAAAUUCAGCUUAUAUCAUUGAAAACUACUGUAUUGUAACUCUUGAAACUCUUGUUAACAACUUGCGGUUAAAAAUAUUACUUAAGCCAAAUCGAAUGCCAAAUAUUUAAGAUUUCCCUGCAUAUUUUCAUAAAUCAUAUUGUAGGAAAAUGUAGAUUUUUACAUCCAUAAAUAUCAUUACAAAAAAGGUACUCCUACAUAUCAUAAAACAUUUAAAAAGUUUUUAAUGAAAACACCUAGUAAAACAUUUUUGAUAAGCACAAAACAUUUUAAUAGAAAAAAGUCUCAAAGAGCUUUUUAACUAAUAGAUGAAUAUUUAUGAAAUAAAAGUCCUACAGCACUAAUAAAAUAAAGUGCAAAUUUAUUAACAAUCUUAAAUCAUUCUUUUCACAAAAAUAAUUUUAGAUCUUCGAACAUCCUUCGCAAAGUAUUUUUUUAUUAAAACGUGUUAUAAAUUCGUAAAAUUAAAUCCAUUAUGAACUGGACUGAAAAACAACAAUUUGGUAUUUGGGUAAAACAUAAAGUAUUGUUUAUUUAUUUAUUUGUAAAUAAUAAUGGAUUUAGAAUUAACAAGAAUAUGUAUUUAAUUGUUGUUUGUUGUUGUUAAUUGUCUGUUUUAAGUAUAAAAUAAUUAAUAAUUUAAUUUAUUGAUGUUUAGAAUGUCUAUUUACCAAUGAUGUAUUUAUUAGAUGGUUUAAGACAGAUAUCCGGUAAACAACAGAAAAUAUGUUAUAAACAUGUAUUUUGUUACUGUAAUUUUUAAUCCAGUGUACAUCUGGGUGCGUAGCCAACAUGCCUAUCGUUUACGCUCCGUAACGAAAGAAACGCAACAGUCACUGUCGGACUAAUGUGGAAUAGUGAUAUAGAGACAAAGCGUUUCGUUGUCGUAGCGCCAGCGAUUGUCACCUUGGCUAGGCACACUAGUUUCUCAACUAAAAAUCACAAUUAUUUACGAAAUGCAAUAUUUUUAUACAAUAACAGUGGAUAUUUCAGCCAAUAGCGAAGUUUGCAAAAAAAACUACAUAACCACUGCUUGACCCUAUCGUGUGGUAACAAAGACAGAUAUACAGGCGUAUGAUGAUUUGAAUAACAAGUUGUGAAAUAGAUCUGAAUUAGUUAUGGAUCUAAUUCAUAACCUGUUAUUAAAAUGAGAAUAAGCUUCAUAGAUGUGCAAGUAGAGGAAAUUUUCCAGAAAGUUGAAAAGGUUCUGGCUGGAAAUUUCGCAAGUUUUGGAAACAUUCCGAUCACAUCAGUAAAGUCAUUCAGCACACCACGUGGUGACUAUGCAUCAUCUAUUCAUCUAUAAUACCUGGGCCACAAACAUUCGUAAGUAUUCGUACGAACGUUCGUAAAUCACGUGAACGUUUGCACGCAUAGUGAUGGCUGUCAGAUGGUCAUUCGCGAAAUACGCGCGGGUUCGCAUAUUUGCAACAAAGUCAAUGACUGUCAUUGCUUCUACGCUGUUGAUUGCUUAAUAUA
Cydia splendana is the source of this 6029-nucleotide messenger RNA. It is a transcript of the gene Cbp53E, whose product is annotated as calbindin-32. Gene Ontology annotation, biological process: regulation of presynaptic cytosolic calcium ion concentration; regulation of long-term synaptic potentiation. Lineage: Eukaryota; Metazoa; Arthropoda; Insecta; Lepidoptera; Tortricidae. Gene Ontology annotation, molecular function: calcium ion binding. Gene Ontology annotation, cellular component: nucleus; dendrite; cytosol. The transcript has 12 exons. Bases 487 to 1425 code for a protein of 312 amino acids. The record is from RefSeq and is a predicted model, not a curated record.